Aphanomyces astaci is the source of this 708-nucleotide messenger RNA. RefSeq lists its product as hypothetical. The transcript has 5 exons. Bases 1 to 708 code for a protein of 235 amino acids. The record is from RefSeq and is a predicted model, not a curated record. NCBI's taxonomy places the organism in Eukaryota, Oomycota, Saprolegniomycetes, Saprolegniales, Verrucalvaceae.
AUGGAAUACGAAGCCAAGAAGCGCAAGGCGAGCGAAAUCGCCGAGUAUGCCGACAACAGUGUGGAAGGCCGAAGCAGCAAGGCCGACAGGGAUGCCAAGGCGGCCGUGAAGCCCGAACGGCUUGGGCAGCUGGAGCAGCAAGCAGCUGCGGACUUGAAGCUGCAGGAGAAGAACUUGGUACGGGAGGAGGCCGUCAAGAAGGCGAGAGCGGCCGAAGAUGCGAAGGCGAAGGAAAAGCGCGCCGAAGAGGCCAAAGCGAUCGCAGCGGUCGCAGCGAAAGCGGCUGACGAAGCAGCCAAGGAGGCUGCAGAAUCAGCGAGUAAGGCGGCCAUCGGAGGUGUGACUGAUACAACAUCGGGUGAUGGGGAACAUCCCAAUGCUGCAGGCGUUCGGGGAAUGCAAGGAAAGUCGAACGUCAAGGGAGCCCACGGUCACGUGGACUUGGGGUACGUGCGCGAUAUUACGCGCCGUUUGACAGUGGUGGGCGAGUUCGACGAAACUCGUGAUGACUGGGGCGCCCAAUCGUUUGAGUUGCAGGUGUUGUGGAUGCCUCUGGCCUUGGAAUGCAUGCAGCUUGCGAGGGUGAGUUUCCACCGGUUCGAUGAGUUCAAGGGUGCCAUGCGCGAGUUGCAUGAACGGGAGCACCUGGAGCGCUGGACUGUGGACGUGGGGCAGAUCGAGCUUUGCAAUGAUGUGGCAUUUUCUUGA